AUGCUCUCCCCCUGGACUCUUCUCAUCCUCGCCCUCUGCACCCUCCUGAACCUGCACCUAGCAAGCUCAAAGCCCACACGAGCACGCCCCCGUCCACCUCCCGAAAAGCUCACCGAACUCCGCGCCCACCGUGCCCUGCGCCCCCUACGCACCCUCAACCGGACCUCCCUCUCAUCCCGCACCACCCAAGAAGAGAAAGAAGUCCAAUACAGCACCAACUGGGCCGGCGCAGUCCUCGACCCUUUACCAAACAGCACAUACGCCUUCGUCUCGGCAACCAUCACCGUCCCCACGCCAACGCCCACGUCCUCGUCAGAUUCAGAUUCAGAUUCAGACUCAGCCUCCACCUACCAAGCGGCCUCCGCGUGGCUCGGCAUCGACGGCGCAACUUACGCCACCGCAAUCCUGCAAACGGGGAUCGACAUCUACGUGAUCGACGGAGAAGGCUACACGGACGCGUGGUACGAAUGGUACCCGGAUUUCGCGCGGUACUUUGACGAGUUUGCCGUGUUGCCGGGGGAUGUGCUUGUUGCUUCGGUGAACGCGUCUUUUACUCCGGAUGCCAACGGUCGCAGUGGCGGUGCGGACCACGGCGUCUGUAUCAUGGAGAACCUGACGAGUGGGGAGAGUGUUACGACGACGGUCUCUGCGCCCAAGAGCACGGCGACCCUGGCUGGGCUCAAUGCGGAGUGGGUUGUGGAGGAUUAUAGUAGUGGCGGGGAGGCGGUGCCGUUUGUGGGGUUUGGGGAGGUGCGGUUUGAGGGUUGUGCUGCGGGACUUGGGGAUGGGAGGGAGGUUGGGUUGGAUGGGGAGCAGAUGGAGGUGUAUGAGCUGGUGCUUGGGGGCGUUGUUGCGGCGGGCGUGGAGGUUGGUGGGGAUGGGGUUGUGGUUACGAGGGAGGGGGUGUAG
Aspergillus mulundensis is the source of this 909-nucleotide messenger RNA. RefSeq lists its product as uncharacterized. The transcript has a single exon. The record is from RefSeq and is a predicted model, not a curated record. Gene Ontology annotation, biological process: proteolysis. NCBI's taxonomy places the organism in Eukaryota, Fungi, Ascomycota, Eurotiomycetes, Eurotiales, Aspergillaceae. The coding region runs from base 1 to 909 and encodes 302 amino acids. Gene Ontology annotation, molecular function: glutamic-type endopeptidase activity.